Molecule: messenger RNA, 2893 nt
Organism: Gastrolobium bilobum
Lineage: Eukaryota; Viridiplantae; Streptophyta; Magnoliopsida; Fabales; Fabaceae
Exons: 12
Coding region: 173-2512 (779 amino acids)
Cellular component (GO): nucleus
Molecular function (GO): mRNA binding
Source: RefSeq, a predicted model, not a curated record
UUCACUCUCAAACAAAAACACAAUUUUCUUUCGUUUUUUUUUUAAUAUCAGCCCCUUCCAUCUUCCCCAAAUUAGGGUUUUAUUUAGGGUUUUCUUAUUCGCACAAAAAAUUGGGUCUUUUUUUGGUUUGGGAAUCUCGUUUCUUCGAUUCAGGUGAAGGAAGCUGUGAACAAUGCCUCCAAGAAAGGUGAAGAGAGGUGCUGCGUCAAAGAGAACAACGAGGGGAUCCUCAAAGCCUGCACUUGAGAUUCAACAGCAGCAAGAGCCUGAAGCUGUGGAUGUGAAGCAUGAGGAAAAAAAUCCAGUUCUUGAUGCUGUGGUCGAGGAGAAACCCAUUGAUGCGAACCAUUUGGCUCCAGAGGCAGUGCCUGAUGUGAAAAACAAUGAAGAGGAAGUUAAGGAGUCCAUAGAUGAAUGUGAAAAAGGUGAACACUUAGAUUUGGAGGAUAAUUAUCCUGAGUUUGAACCCGAGGAGUAUGGUGGAGUUGACUAUGAUGAGAAGGAAAUUGAACAAGAAGAAGAUCAGGAGGUGGGAGGUGAAGAAGAGGAAGAACCCGAAGAGAAUGUAAUUGAAGAAGAGAGUGAUACAGGUGAUGAAGAAGUUGAAUAUGUUUAUGAAGAAGUUGAGUGCGAUGAUGAUGUUGAUGAUGAUGAUGAGCAUGCUGGUGAGGAGCAGGGGCAUGAGCAUGAACAUGAUCAUGCACAGAUGGAUGAUUUGGAAGAAGAGGAACAUCGUGAAGUUGUAAAGGAGAGGCGAAAGCUGAAGGAAUUUGAAGUAUUUGUUGGGGGCCUAGAUAAGGAUGCUACUGAGCAUGAUCUGAAGAAGGUUUUCAAGGAAGUUGGGGCGAUUACUGAAGUCAGGCUGAUGAUGAAUUCCCAGACUAAAAGAAACAAGGGAUUUGCAUUCUUGCGUUUUGAAACUGUUGAACAAGCAAAACGAGCUGUGGCAGAGCUAAGAAACCCAGUGAUUAAUGGCAAACAAUGUGGUGUUGCUCCAAGUCAGGACCACGAUACUCUCUAUUUAGGUAACAUAUGCAAGACUUGGAAAAAGGAAGCUUUAAAGGAGAAGUUGAAACACUAUGGCGUUGAAAAUGUUGAGGAUUUGACUUUAGUAGAAGAUGGUAACAACGAGGGAAUGAACCGCGGAUUUGCAUUUUUGGAAUUCUACUCUCGUUCAGAUGCUAAGGAAGCGUAUAGGCGACUGCAGAAGAGAGAUGUUGUGUUUGGAGUUGAUAAGCCUGCAAAGGUUUCCUUUGCAGACUCCUUUACUGAUCCGGAUGACGAAAUUAUGGCGCAGGUUAAAACUGUGUUUAUUGAUUCACUGCCUCCUUCAUGGGAUGAAGAGUAUGUUCGUGAUCUUCUUAAGAAAUACGGGGAGAUUGAAAAGAUUGAGCUUGCUAAGAACAUGCCAGCUGCCCGUAGGAAUAAUUUUGGUUUUAUUACGUUUGGUACUCAUGCUGCUGCUGUGGAAUGUGCUGAUAGCAUUACCAGUGCGGGGUUAGGUGAAGGUGACAAGAAGGCAAAAGUUAGGGCUAGAUUGUCAAGACCUCUUCAGAGAGACCGUGGCAAACGUGUUCGUCAUGGGGACUACCGUUCUGGCCGCAAUUCUGGAAGAUUGGCAAAGCCUUCACGGAGUCGACCUGCACCACGUAGUCGUCCUGCCCACGUGGUGAGAGGAAUUGGAAGCCGUGUUCCGCCAGUUAGGCCUGUUAGUGUGAGAGAUAGACGUCAUGUUGCAUCCAUGCCAGUGAGAGCUAGGCCACUGGCUCGUCCAGCUAGAUCCUAUGACAGGAAAUUGGCUGCACCUGUAUAUACAAAAAGUAGCUCGAAAAGAGAUUAUGAUCGACGUGAGGAUAUGCAACCUCCAAGUAGAAUUUCUGCAGAUUAUGGCUCUAGGUUGGCCUCUCAAAGACGCCCAUCUUCUAGGGAUUAUCCAGCCCGUGGCUCUGGCUACGCUGAGCUGCAUAGAAGUACAUCUCAUGCUGCACCAAGGAGAGGUUAUGUGGAUGAUGGCUAUGGCCAAAGAUUCGAGAGGCCUGCUCCUCCUCCUCCUCCUCCUCCUCGUCUUAGCUAUCGUGAAGCGCGCCCCCAUGAUUAUGACUCUCUAUCUGGCUCUAAACGUCCUUAUACUGCUAUAGAUGAUGUUCCUCCACGGUAUGUGGAUACUGGUGCUCGGCAAUCAAGACCACGUUUGGACUAUGACUAUGGAGGUAGCGCUUCACAGUAUUAUGGUGAUAGACUUGGAAGAUCUAGUCUGGGAUAUAGUGGCAGCAGAAGUUCUAUUUCUACUCAAGACUCACAUGGGACAUAUAGCAGUCGACAGGGCAUUAGUUAUGGCGGAGGUUCUUUUGGUGGUAGUGAUGGUGGUUUGUACUCAUCAAGUUAUGAUGGUGAUUACGUAUCUCGUGGAAAUGAUGUUGGUGGAAGUUCGUAUUCAUCCAUGUAUCCUGGCAGGGGUGUGAGUGGUAGCAGCAGUUAUAUGGGUGGUGGGGGAUCUAGGUCUUAUUAUUGAGAUCUAAAUAUAAUGUAGAGGCUGCUGUUGGAUGUGGACUUUUGAAGCUUAUGCUAAUGCACGUUAUGUUGCUGAACAUUGCUAAGUAAUAGCCUGGUUUGGGAAUUUGUCACAAAUCAGGGGUUAUGUCUAUUCAAGAUAAUCUCAAAUCCUCUCUGGAUGGAUGUAUACUGAGUUCUUGAAUUUGUGCUGUAAGUACUGAAGUUAAUUAGAGAUGGAAAGAAAAGUGCUGAGCAUGUGAUGUGUAAUUAAACCUCGUUUUACAAGACUCUCAUAUGAAUGGAUAAUGUGAAACAUCGCUUCAUGUCGGCGGAUGUUACUUUUGGUUAAGGAUUAUUGGGAUUUUCCUGCUGUCAACAAAGUUCAUUAUUUUUUUUUAAU